Molecule: messenger RNA, 981 nt
Organism: Exophiala bonariae
Lineage: Eukaryota; Fungi; Ascomycota; Eurotiomycetes; Chaetothyriales; Herpotrichiellaceae
Exons: 1
Coding region: 1-981 (326 amino acids)
Biological process (GO): carboxylic acid metabolic process
Molecular function (GO): catalytic activity
Source: RefSeq, a predicted model, not a curated record
AUGGCCACCAUGGAGAGAGUCUUUGGCGACUAUGAGGCACGCAAAGCCGUGCUCGCCAGCAGCACCAAUCCGUUCGCCAAAGGAAUCGCCUGGAUUGAGGGCGAACUUGUCCCAUUCCACGAAGCAAGAAUUCCACUGCGUGAUCAGGGUUUUCUACACAGUGAUCUCACAUACGAUGUUCCGGCAGUCUGGGACGGACGGUUCUUUCGACUAGACGACCAUUUGGACCGCCUAGAACUAAGCUGCAAGAAAAUCCGCCUGCAGUUGCCAAAGCCCAAGGCCGAGAUUAAGGAGCUGCUUUUCCAGAUGACGGCGAAAUCGGGGAUUCGCGAUGCCUUCGUCGAGUUGAUUGUUACACGGGGCCUCAAUGGUGUUCGCGAGUCGAAACCUGAGGAUAUCGUCAACACCCUGUACAUGUUCAUUAUUCCCUAUGUGUGGUGCAUGGAACCCGAGAUCCAGAGAGUCGGCGGCAGCGCGAUUAUUGCACGGACAGUGAGGCGAGUCCCGCCUGGUGCGAUCGAUCCGACCGUGAAGAAUCUGCAAUGGGGCGAUCUCAUCCGCGGCAUGUAUGAAGCGAGAGACAGGAAUGCGAUGUAUCCGUUCCUCACAGAUGGCGACUCGAAUCUGACUGAAGGUUCUGGCUUCAAUAUCAUUUUCAUCAAGGAUCGGGUCUUGUACACACCUGACCGGGGUGUCUUGCAUGGCGUCACGAGGAAGAGUGUCUUUGAUGCGGCUCGUGCACAUGGCAUUGAGAUUCGGUGCGAAAUCGUGCCCGUCGGGCUUGCAUACCAGGCAGAUGAGAUCUUCAUGUGCACGACAGCGGGUGGUGUUAUGCCUAUCACCACUCUCGACGGAGAGAAGAUCAACGGUGGGAAGAUCGGGCCCAUCACAAACGCCAUCUGGGACAAAUACUGGGCUAUGCACUGGGAUCCAGUGUAUAGUGCUGAAGUUGACUAUGCCAUGUUCAAGGGCAAAUUAUAA